Molecule: messenger RNA, 2328 nt
Organism: Saxophila tyrrhenica
Lineage: Eukaryota; Fungi; Ascomycota; Dothideomycetes; Mycosphaerellales; Extremaceae
Gene: SFH1
Product: Chromatin structure remodeling complex protein sfh1
Exons: 2
Coding region: 1-2328 (775 amino acids)
Biological process (GO): positive regulation of pseudohyphal growth by positive regulation of transcription from RNA polymerase II promoter; chromatin remodeling
Cellular component (GO): nucleus; RSC-type complex; nuclear chromosome
Molecular function (GO): transcription coregulator activity; zinc ion binding
Source: RefSeq, a predicted model, not a curated record
AUGGCGGUGAUCAACACGGAUAGAAUCAAUGCACCGCAGAGCUUUGUGUCGAGCUACGCACCGCGUAUACGCAACUAUGGCAAUUCUUUGUUGACACCCGUCGCACCGGCGCUGGCCGCACAGCCUAUGCGAACGACCAAGCGAGGGACAACCGCCAUCAACUACGCCGAAGAGUUCGAGGACGAUAGCAUCGACGACUCGGACGGUCCUCGGCGGCAGACGGGCUUGCGAACAGCACAGCAGAAGCGGGAUGUCGAGGCGGACGCUGCAAAGGCGGCGCAGAAAGAGAUCAGGCGAGAGGCGCAUGCGCCGGUGGACGUGCAAGGCAUAUGGCGAGACUGGAUGGGCAAGCCGAAGAGGGCCUUGACGGAGAGGCAGAUGCACGUACAAUCUGCACUACCAACCACACUCGUCCCGAUCAGGAUAGAUCUGGAAGUACCUCCCUUUCGACCUGAAGCUGCCUUGCCUACACCCAACAAUGCCAGGGACUUUGGGAUAGACGAGAACCUGCCGGCAUACAAGGCGCCAGAGCCGACGUCACAAUAUCGGCUCAAGGACAGCUUCAUGUGGAACCUACAUGAAGCGCUCAUGACACCCGAUCAAUUUGCCAAGACUUUCGUGGACGAGCUGGAUUUCCCUGCACUGCGGAAACAGGGGAUGGUAAUAGACAUCUCCAACCAAAUACGACAGCAGCUAGAAGAGCAUGCGGCGACUGCAUUACAUCCACUCUUUCAACCCAGUCCUGCCAAUCCAGCACCCCCUGCGACCGACGAACCCACACCUUCUGCCCGGCCUCCAGUCUCUCGCGAAGACACCGGCACUCCAUUGCAAGCAGGUACUCCAGCCCGCCUUCAGCCACCCAUAAUAAACGGCAACCACCACACCUCAGAUCCUUCAACUCCCAUGCCUAAUGGCACUUCUACACCUGCUCUGGCGGUGACUGCGGAAUCAUUACUACCCGAUGCCUCAUUCUCAAGUGUUCACAAUCCACCCGACACCCACCGAUGUGUCCUCACUUUAUCCAUCAACCUCCAAAACCGGCUGUAUACCGACAAAUUCGAGUGGUCGCUCAUGCAUCCUCCUGGAUUUGCAGAGACUUUCGCGAAGCAGACUUGUGCAGACAUGGGACUGAGUGGCGAAUGGGUGCCCAGCAUGACACACGCCAUCUACGAAGCCAGUCUACGUCUGAAGAAGGAGAUGAUCGACAAUGGUGGGACUCUAGCAGGCGUGGUGGGGAGCGGAGUUGAUGGCUGGGGCUCGAUUGAGAAUGAAGCUUGUGAAUUCCACGGCACAGCAGAAUCCGCUAUCGGAGUUGGAGCGGGCUGGCGAUUUGAUGAAGUGGGGCUCGGCAUGGACUGGGAGCCUAAGAUCGAGGUUCUGAGCAAGGAAGAGAUCGAGAGGCGAGAAGGCGAUCGUGAAAGGCAGCUGAGGAGAGCGCGGAGAGAGACGGCGCGGUUUACGACAACCUACAGCCUGCAAGCGCAGAGCAGUGGGGUCGGCGACUACUUUUCAGGCGGACUAGGAUCGUCGUUCAAUGCCAAUGCUGGUGGAGAAGACGAGCGGAUGGGUCGCGGCGAGCGCUCGAAGAAGAAGCGGCGUUUCAGGAGUCUGUCGCCUGUUGGCAGAGACACCCCAGACAUUGCUGGUUUUGGUGGCACGUCUGGUCAGCUUUCGGACGGCGAGCGGCAGUAUUGGAAGUGCUCCCACUGCCAGAUUUGGGGUUCGGCGGUAUGGGGCGUGAGGGAUGGGCCGGCAGGAGCAAGGACACUCUGCAACAACUGCGGCCUCCUCUACGAACGCAACAAGCGCCUCCCUCCCUGGAACUUCCGCCUCUUCUACCACGAGCGAUCCCAAGCCAGCACCCAACCUCCCCAACCCGCCUACCAAUCCACCGCGCCACGCCAAAUCUCCAGCCUCCAAUCCGACGUCGCCGCCUUCCCCGGAAGCACACCUCCACCCCGUCCCUCUUACCACCACUCUCAAAACAGCAGCACGAGCAUCGCUCCAUCCACUUCUUCCCACAUGUACACGGGAGCCUCCGCAGCCUCCGGUGGCCAAGGCCAAAUCUCCGCCAGCACCAUGGCGGAUAUCGUUAACUACGCCGAGCCCGGGGAGGACCUGGACUGGACUAAAAUUGUGGAGCCGAGGGAAAGGAAGAGGUUGCAGAAUAUCAUCAAUGGGCGCAAGUAUCGCGAGCGCAGACUGGCGGCUGAGGGUCAUGGUGGGAGUGGAGGGAAUUAUCCUGGUGCGGCGGGGAUGGGCAGUUUUCUGAGUCAGGGGUAUGGGCAGCGGCAGAGUAUGAUGCAGGGUGGUCAGCCGGAGAAGUAG